GGAAUACCACUGGUCCCGCCAGAAAGUGAAACUGAAAGUGGAUGCAAACUAAAACUCGAGAUCCGCGGCGAAGCCGCUCGUACGAGGACGACUGCUGCUGGAAGAAUGGCAGGCAAUGUAGCGAAAGUCGCCGCUUUGAUUUCAGCAGUCUGCGUCGACCUGUCCUUGUUUUACGCGUCGGGAUUUGUGGAGACCCACGGCGUCUUUGGACAUCUCGCCCUUCUCUGGGUUUCCGCGGUUCUCCGGUGCUUGGCGCUCGCCGCCGUGUCUCUGCUCGCCCUUGGACGCCCCAAGCCGUCGCUGCUCCGCUUUGUAGCGGCGCACAGUCUGCUGCCCGCGGUGUUUGAGACCGGCGCCCAGGCGCUCCACCUCGAGGGGAGCCACCGUGGGCGCCUGGCGGACUUGGGCCGCUGGCCGGUGUGCGCCGCGGCGUCGCUGGCCGCGGCGCUGUUUUGGGAGGUCGCCGCGCCGGACGCCGACGACGCGGCCGCCGGUAAAGAGGGAAAGCAGAGAGCUAGAGUGCUGUUUGUGAGAGUCCUCCGCCUGUACAAACCCGACUAUCUGCUGCUGAUCGGAGGGUUUGUGUUCCUGUCGCUGGCUGUUGUCUGUGAGACGUUCAUCACGGUCUACACCGGGAGGGUCAUUGACAUCUUGGGUGGUCAGUACCACCAGAAUGAAUUCCUGUCUGCACUGCUCUUCGCGGGCCUGUACUCCCUGGGGAGGUCUGUGAGCGCAGGCUGCAGAGGGGGCCUGUUGAUGUGCGCCAUCCAGUCCUUCACAUGCAGAGUGAAGGUCGGGCUGUUUGAGGCUCUGACCAAACAGGAAAUCGGAUUCUUUGACACCCCGGACGCAGGUGAAAUCAAUUCUAGGUUGUCCAAAGACACCACCCUGAUGGGAAAAACAGUGUGCUUGAAUGUCAACGUGCUGCUGAGGACAUUGAUCAAGACGUUGGGCAUGAUCUCCCUGAUGAUGAACCUUUCGUGGAAGCUCACGCUCCUCGUAUUGAUGGAGGCGCCCGUCACUGGCCUCAUUCAGAGCGUCCACGACAGACACUACCAGCGGCUGUCCCUGGCAAUGCAGGGCUCGAUGGCCUCGGCAAACGCAGCGGCGAGUGAGGUAGUGUCCGGUAUUCACGUGGUACGGAGCUUUAACGCAGAAAGGGACGAGGCCUGUCGCUACGAUCGACGCUUGAAGCACACGCAUGCCCUCAAGAGCCGCCGGAACACUGUCACGGCAGUUUUCCUGCUCGCACAGAGGUUGACAGGGUUGAGCACGCAGGUCUUCAUGUUGUACUAUGGCAGGCUGUUCAUCCGGAGCGGACAGAUGACCACUGGCAACCUGGUUUCCUUCAUCAUCUACCAGUUGGACCUUGGACUCAACAUCAGGACGCUCAUCUACAUCUUCGGUGACAUGCUAAACUCGGUGGGGGCUGCCGGGAAAGUGUUUGAGUACCUGGACCGAAAACCUCAGGUCAGCACGGACGGAAAACUCAAACCCGAUCGGCUGGCGGGACACGUCAGUUUCCAGCGUCUCAGCUUCGCCUAUCCUGCCAACCCCAGCAAAACAGUGCUACAGGAUUUUUCUUUGGAGCUGAAGGCGGGUCAGAUGACGGCACUGGUGGGUCCGUCUGGAGGCGGAAAAAGCACCUGUGUGAGCCUGGUGGAGCGAUUCUACGAGCCGCAGGAUGGCGAAAUCCUGCUGGACAAUGAGCCACUCAGAUCCUACGACCACUAUUAUUUCCACAAGAAGGUUGCAGUAGUGAGCCAGAACCCCGUGCUCUUCUCCGGCUCCAUUAGAGACAACAUCGCCUACGGGCUUGCUGACUGCUCGUCGGAUGAGAUCCAGGAGGCGGCACGCAAAGCCAACGCCCACGACUUCAUCAAGGGGCUGGAGAAAGGCUACGAUACAGAGGUGGGCGAGAAAGGCAACAAAUUAUCCAAGAGCCAGAAGCAGCAGAUCGCCAUUGCUCGAGCUCUGGUCAGACAGCCACAGGUCCUCAUUCUGGACGAAAUAACCACCUCUCUGGACGCUGAGAGUGUAAAUAAGGUUCAGCAGGGCCUGGCUAGCUGUCCAAACCAGACCCUUCUGGUGAUCACUCACAAGCUGAAGACCAUUGAGAAGGCGGAUCAGAUUGUUGUGAUUGGCGGUGGCAAGGUGGAGGAGCGCGGGACUCACCAGGAACUGAUGGACGCGAAGGGGAGCUACUACAAACGGGUAGAGAAGCUCUUCAGCGAGGGAAACUCGGCAGAGUGAAGACCUACUAUUGCUAGAGAUUUGUUGACUGUGCCGCAUGUGUUUGACAGCAGGACCAACCACAGCUAACCUGAUAGAAAUUUGCAAUAACAAGCUGGAGUUUAUGUAAAUAUUGCAUUCAGAUUAUUUUUGAACAAAUUGUUCAAAUUCAUUCUAGUUUUUUAGAAAUGUUCUGUGUUUUAAAAAAGCACUUUAAGUAGCAUGCAUCUAGUCUUAUCUAUUUUGCAGGCUGUUUCCAUUACAUUAGGUAAUUAGUGAAAUUCUUAUAAUGGAUACCUCGGCUAUAUAAUUUUCCCAUGUCAUUGCCUUGUAUUUGGUAAAUGUGAAUAAAGGUUUAGACCUGA
Xiphias gladius (swordfish) is the source of this 2597-nucleotide messenger RNA. It is a transcript of the gene tap2a, whose product is annotated as transporter associated with antigen processing, subunit type a. The record is from RefSeq and is a predicted model, not a curated record. Gene Ontology annotation, molecular function: ATP binding; ABC-type oligopeptide transporter activity; ATP hydrolysis activity. Lineage: Eukaryota; Metazoa; Chordata; Actinopteri; Istiophoriformes; Xiphiidae. Gene Ontology annotation, cellular component: membrane. The transcript is spliced from 11 exons. Gene Ontology annotation, biological process: transmembrane transport. Bases 106 to 2253 code for a protein of 715 amino acids.